UUCCUACAAGACCAUCGAAGAAGUAAAAUGCGGAAGUUUGCGAGUCGUAAACAGUCAAAUUGUAUGUGUUGUACUCAAGUACUGCAUCCGACAUUUCUUUGGUUCACGUUUCUGUCGUAUGGCUGAGUUAUCAUUAAUUAAAUAUAUCGGCUCAGAAUGGACUUGUCUUCACUAUAUGGAGUUGUCGCGUUAGCUUAGCUUGUUAGUUACUAUCAAAGCGACAGCUUGCAAGCAACACACCGCAGAUAUCGAGCGUGAGAUUAAAGUGUUGUGGUUAGAGUGUGUAAAAUGUGUGAAGGAACGAUAGAGUACAAGGAGGAACUUUCCCAAACGAAAGAGGAAAACAAGCAACAAUCUCAACUGCUGGAUGCUGUUUUCGUGACGCACAGAGCAGAAGUCAGAGAAGAUCUCAAUCAUGAGCAGCUUACAAAGUUGAACUCGAAGGUAGACGAGGAGGAGCCAGCACUCCCCCGUGUUAAAGAGGAACAAGAGGAAGCUGAUGUCAGCAAGUUUCCAGUGAUGCGCGUCAUUGUGAAGAGUGAGGAUGAUGAAGACGAGCCUCACUCUUCCCAGCUUCAUCACAGUCAAAGUGAGAAGAGAGGAUCCCAAGCGGACAGCCUUGUAGCUGCAUUAACAGAUAGUGAUGACACAUCAUCUCGCUCUCAUGACACUGACAAUGAAGGUGAUAUGGCAUAUCCCACUGAGAACAAACACUUGACAUGUUCACAGUGUGAUAAGACUUUCCUCAACAAGUCAACAUUGGAAAGACACAUGAGAUGUCACACAGGAGAGAAACCUUUCAUGUGCUCGCUUUGCGGUAAAGGUUUCACACAGAAAGGAAGCCUGACGACACACACGAGAACUCACACUGGAGAAAAACCGCAUUCCUGCUCUGUCUGCAGCACCGGUUUUAAUGAUAGUUCAGCGUUGUCGCGACACAUGAGAACGCACACUGGGGAGAAACCAUUUUCUUGCUUAUUCUGCGCGAAAAGCUUCUCCAUAAAGGGAAAUUUUGUCACACACACAAGAACACACACUGGAGAGAAGCCCUUUUCCUGCUCGGUGUGCAACACAAGUUUUCGAGUCCGGUCAGGUCUGGUUCAACACAUGAGAACACACACUGGGGAGAAACCAUUCGCCUGCUCAGUUUGUGGUCAAAGAUUCUCUCAAAAAGCGACUUUGAGAGAACACCUGAGAUCACACAGUGGAGAAAAACCUUUUUCAUGUUCAGUCUGUAGCACAAGUUUUAGUUACCAUACGUCAUUCAUUCACCACAUGAAAAAACACUCUAGUGAGCAUGUUUAGCUAAAAUAUGUUUGAUUAAAAAGUACCAGGGGUGUCGUUUAUAAACAUGUCACAACAUUGAAGCCAGAGUAUGCAUUUAUUUAUUUUUUUGUUUUGCCCUAACAUAUGCGUGAUUUAGCUUUAUAGUCCUCAAUUAAUUUAUUUCCCCCAAACUAACUCUUACGGAAUAAAACACCAUUCGGCGAACGGAUGAUUCCUUUGACAUUUAAUUUUCCACCACGUGAUUUAUUACACAUGCUGACUCACAUUUCUUCACUUCAGUUCCACAUCACGGUCAUUAACCAGAGGUAUGAUGGCUCUAAAGCACAAAUGCCAAGGUCCAGCAUGCCAUAUCAAUUCAUGUUGCCCAAAAAACACAAAUAAAAUGUGACUACAUAAUUGUUUUGGUAAUUUUUAUUGCGGUUCAGUUGUAACCAAACUGCAAUUUGUAUUAGCUACUGACGCAUUUUUAGUUAGUCACUUCACAAUGUUAGCAAAGCAGUGACACUGUGUUGUUUUUUAUUUUCGUCUUGUCAGUGCAAACAGUAAUACACAUUAAUAAAAGAAUAAAACUA
Molecule: messenger RNA, 1859 nt
Organism: Hippocampus zosterae (dwarf seahorse)
Lineage: Eukaryota; Metazoa; Chordata; Actinopteri; Syngnathiformes; Syngnathidae
Product: gastrula zinc finger protein XlCGF8.2DB-like
Exons: 2
Coding region: 289-1305 (338 amino acids)
Biological process (GO): regulation of transcription by RNA polymerase II
Cellular component (GO): nucleus
Molecular function (GO): RNA polymerase II transcription regulatory region sequence-specific DNA binding; DNA-binding transcription factor activity, RNA polymerase II-specific
Source: RefSeq, a predicted model, not a curated record